AUGCAUAGAAACAGGUUGGAGUGUUUCCUCACAUAUAGUAAUCAAACUAGCUUGAAUGAAGCUUUGACAAAAAAGAACAGUCAUUGGUUAACUAAUUUGCCAAAUCACAAACUUCUCAAAUGUUUGCAACACCAAAAAAGGAAUUUAAGUCAAGAUACUAGUACCAGGAAGUCUUUUCCUUCAGUUGAAAAAAUCAGAGAGUGGGCACCUGCACAAAUUGUUAGUUUUUUAGAGUCUGGAGAUGACUUAUACCUUACUAACAAUGACAUUGAAAUGAUCAAGAAAAGUGGAAUUGCUGGUGAAGAUUUUGUUCUCUUGAAAGAAGAAGAUCUCUAUUGUAUUGGAUUAUCUCUUGGUCCAGCCAAAAGAAGAGAACAGUUGGUUAAAAAAAUUUUAAGAACACCUUUAAUAGAUAGGCCACCUACUAAGCUUGUACACAUAUUCAUUGAUAACUCAAACAUCUGGACUGAAGGAAAGUACACCAUUGGCAACCUUGAGCGGUUAGGUACCUUUGAUUAUGAUAGAAGUUCCUAUUAUUUUAAACAUCUCCAGAUUGAUUAUGGUAGACUUCUCACUACAGUUCAGCAUGGACAUAAACUAGGUGGUGCGCCAUUCUUGAUUGGUUCUCAACCACCUCCUAAUGACUCAUUGUGGUUAUGCACUAAGGAUCAAGGAUUUGAGAUGAAUGUGUUUGAUCAGGACAUCAAAAGCCACCAUGAGAAGGAGGCUCAUAUAGAGCUUGCAAUGGCAGCAAUAGAAACAAUUAUCCUGACAUGGUUUUGGAAUUUAGGAAUGCCUAUUAGCCUUAAGUCCGAUACAAAUUUUUAUCCUCUGGAUAAUUGUUAUAAAUCCUUCUCAUAUGGAUUAGGAUCUGACUUCACUAUGAAGAGCAAAGUCCUUAAAAUUACUGAUGGCAACUUUAUUCGAGGUUUGAGAAAUGAAGAUGUGCUGGAAUGGUUUAUUACUUUAAAAUUGUUUGGUUGGUGGGAAUGGGAUGAUGAUAGGGCCAUGCAAUUUCACUUUAAUAAUUCAGAAUGCUUGGAGAUGGGAAGAAAUUCGCAGAUCUAUUAUGAUACAAUUUCUGGAACGCCAAAUUCAGUAAAAGAAAAGACCACAAAAAAUUAUA
Entrophospora candida is the source of this 1126-nucleotide messenger RNA. NCBI's taxonomy places the organism in Eukaryota, Fungi, Glomeromycota, Glomeromycetes, Entrophosporales, Entrophosporaceae. The record is from the annotation of a GenBank genome assembly.